GGCUGUAUCCGAACGAUAUAAACAUGUGACUUUGACAUUGACAAACCACACGUUCCAAAACUCAUGCAAGUAUAAUGCCUAUCAUUCACAAUAAUACAAUUAUUUCAUUUUAUCUUUAAUAUAUAAUUUUCGUCAUAAAACUUUACAUAACUGAAAUAAUAAACAAAAUUGUAGAUUAUAAGUAUCCUCAGCUGUUUUAAGUACACUUACAGAAGUUAAGAUUCGUUUUGAGAAGGAUUUCACGGCUUAUGUAAUAAAGUAAAUGCGUUUUAGAACGGAACACCAUCCUUCAAGAGUGUUGAUAAAAAUAAUCUAAUUAUUUUACAAUAAUUUCGGGAGGAAAUCCAAAAUAAAUAAUUAUGUGAAUGGCCUAUGACACUAUGGAUGACAAUAUACCGCACUCUUUGGGCUAUACGACUAAAACAGCACUUAUAAAACUUCGUGAUGAUAUACGUAAUGUUAUAGAAGAACAUAAAAAGAAAAAUCCUACCGGGUUCAGUUUGGUACGAAAUAUAAUAUCAUUUUCAUCAGAGAAAGUAUUGUUAUCAGGUGUUGCUUACACGAUAACAUUAAUAUACAUUGUCUGCUUGAUACUCACCUAUCUGCUUGGGGAAUCUGUACAAGCCCAUGCAUAUUUGCUGUGGGAGGCAUUUUUCUUAUUUGUUAUAUUGUUAGUAAACUUUUUGGUGGCGUUUAACGAAGAGUAUUUAUACAGGAACGAAAUACCUCAUAGAGUAAGGAAAGUCUUAGAAACAUUGGACGAAGCUGUAGAGAAUUCCAAAUGGAAGGAGAAUCACUAUCCACAUUUAUGUGCUCCAUUCUCCCCGUGUGUUAUUCUACAAUGGACAUAUAGAGAUUCUACUAUAGUAAACCUUCCAUGGGCCUUGCUUGUGGAAGGAGAUGUGAUAGUGCUGAGGCCAGGUCAGGAGGUGCCAGGCCACUGCCGAGGGUUGCAGCCAGAGGACCCUGAACAGUUCUUUGGACAGAUCUUCCAGCCUACAACACCACAAAAGAGCAACUUGAGUACCCCCCGCAUAAGGACACCGCAUCAGAAUAAAGCUUAUCGCAUGUGCGAGACUCCUUAUCUGAAGAACUUGAAGCUGGCGCUUGAACAAGCUACUAUAAGGCCGGUGACUGUCUUUGAGAAGCAAAGAUACUUGUGUACAGUAAAAAUAAUGGAAGGUAUAGUCCUACCGCUAGUGAUCUCAGUGGUAGUGAUCGCUAGCUUCGUGCGCCACGUGUACCACCUGCCCGGCGUCACGCACUGGACCGAGAUAUACUUCCUGCAGACGAUAGCUGCCUCACUGCCGCUGUUACAAAUCGUGUUCCCCAUCGCCUGGGUCACGCUUAACUGUUACGGCCUAGCUAGAUUUAAACUAUUAUCAGAAACUCGUCAGAAAUAUGUGCGACCUAAGUCUUGUUCUAUAUCGGAGGAGGCCAGUGACCCUUUAAUACAAGUUAUGAGCGAGUCCAACCUUCAGCCGGAGAGCCUCAAGUCUUUAGGGAGGACCUUCUUCAACAUACUGACUGGUAGAGAGGAUAUGGUCUGCAGAACUGCUAAUAUUGUGCAUGUCUUGGGAUCCCUGUCGGCGUUAAGCUGCGUUGACAAAAAGGGUAUUCUCUCGUGGCCAAACCCUACUGCUGAGAAAGUCUUCUUUCUGCGGAACUCUAGCCCGUCGUCCCACAACUCGAGCAAGACGAGCCUCGUGGGAUCAAUGGGACAUAACAGCGACGAACAACUAGACCCACCCACUGAUGGGAAACAAACGGCUGAACCAUCAACUAUUGUUGAGGUACUGGACCUGACGCACGACCAGAACGCCCCGUUCUGCGUGGAGUUCGACGACCAGCGCUGGCGCGCGCACCUGGCCCGCCUCAAGCCGCUGGGGCUGGCCGCGCUGCUCAACACGUGCGCGCCCGCGCCCCGGCACACGUACGCGCACUUCUGCGCGCAUCUCACCUGCGAGGCGCAGUAUAGUGAAGACUUAGUACCCGUGACAAAUAGAAGGUGUCUAUGCGAGCUCGCGAAGCAGAUCGGCUUUACCGACGCUGUGACUGAGAAUUACAAGGUCCAAGAGUGCCUCGCGAUAUUUAGACAUUUGCAAGCAGACACAAUACGUCGUGAAACACGCUUCGUCCGCUCGCUACAGCUGAGUACGAGAGUCAAAGUCCCCCUGCCUCACAUGUUGGCUGUCGUGGUCAAAGAUCAAGCGAAUCAGCUGCAGAUGUUAACACAGGGCACAGCAGACAUUAUCCUGGACUCUUGCGUGGACUACUGGAACGGUCGGGACCUGACGCCGAUCUCGCCGGCCGACAGGAAGAAGAUCAUCGACUUCUACCAGAGGAACUCGCUCACAGCUUACUGUACUGCCUUCGCCUAUAAGCCGCUGACGCGCGGCAUCGCGGCGCCGCUGUCGUCGCUGUACCUGGAGCUGCCGGCGGACAGCCGCCAGCUGUACGCGCCGCUGUCGCAGCACUGGGCCGACGCGCCCGCGCUGCACUUCCACUCCACCGAUUCCCUCUUGUUCAACGAGGUAACUGAUGACGAUGUUAAAGAUGCUGACGGCUUCUUCGAUAUGCAGUGUAAUCAGGUUUUCAUCGGCAUGGUAACAAUGCAGUACCAAGCUCAAAGUGACAUGGUGGAACUGAUAGAACGUCUAGAGCGCGCCUGUAUUCGCUUCGUCCACUUCAGCAAAGAGAACGAGCUUCGAUCGAGAGUGUUCAGCGAGAAGAUGGGUCUGGAGUCUGGGUGGAACUGUCACAUCUCACUCAUCAGUGAAGAAAACGCCAGCAAGAGCGCGUCCCCACUGUCGUCGCAAACCUUGGCCCAGGGCAAGGAGCGCGCGACGUCCCGCCUCAAUAGGCACAUCGAACCUUAUGACGUGGCCGCGCUCGGCUUGUACUAUAGCAACAACAUAGCGACUUCCAAAGCGAUAUCGAUGUCUGCGCCGGGAGCCAUCAACCUCGAUCACAGCACCGUCAAGUUUGACAGCGAGAUCAAAAAGGCCAGGCAUUCUAUUACCACGCACACUAAUCUAAAGUUGCAGCGCGGCAGUGUAUCCACCAGCCACCCUUCAGCAGACUCGCUACUUGACGACGACGAGGACGAGGGCGGGUCACCAGCGGACGCUUGCCGCUCGCUCUCCUGCCUCACAGACUCCACCGACCACUCCGCGCCAGUCAACUUCGAUAUGAGCAACAGGGCAAAGUUACCUCGAGGCAUCGAGAACAUUCGUCCGCACAUCGAGCAGGUGGACAAUGUGCCGCUGCUGGUGUCGCUGUUUACGGACUGUACGGCGCGCUCGGUGCAGCUCAUGAUACAGAUCAUGCAGGACUAUGGUGAAGUGGUUUGUGUUAUGGGGUCGGCAGCGAACUGCCUCAACAUGGAGAUUUUCAUGCAGGCUGAUGCAAGUAUAGCGGUAGAGCCCCUGUACCCAGUGUUGUGUCAGAAGAUGCCCCCGUACCAGGUGCCCGAGUCGUGCGUGGGUCCCAUCGACCUGGCGAGGGCUCUCAACUCCGUUCCUUGUUCAUUGUCUAUGACCCGCGACGCGGACGUGUCUCUGUUCACGCUGAUCACGAUGUCGCGCCACUACAUGACGUGCUUGUGGAACAGCACGCAGUUCUGGAUAUGCAGCGUCUGUUUCAUAGCAUUACUGCAGGUGGGGUCCCUGUGCGGGCUGCUGCCGCUGGUGGUGUCGGUGGGCGGCGCGGUGUGGGCGGGCGCGGGCUGCGUGCCGGCGCUGGCGGCGGCGCUCGCCUUCGCGCCGCUCGAGCCCGCGCUCAUGGCGCGCGCCGCCACGCGCCCGCAUCUCAUGCUCAACGCCAAGAUGGCGCUAUUCGUGUUCUGGUGCUAUGCGUUAAAGUUCCUACCGGCCGCUCUGUCGGUCCUAGUCCUGUACGCGUUUACAUUGCGUAGUUUCUGCGAGCAAAUAGCCGAGACGACCAACGCCACGACGUGUUGGAUGGUGUACCCUAUCAAUGUGGGCGAGUUCAACUCGACGCAUAACCUUACACAGCGCAGUUGGCACGGCUGGGGCGAUGACUUUUAUGACGGAUUUUAUCUGGCCCAGCAUAUUACACUGGCUCUUAUAACCAUGCAUUUAAUUGUGAUAUCAUUAUCAUUCAUCCAUCGACAAUCAUCUAUCUGGCAGAAGUGCUUCUGGACGAAUAAAGUUUGGUCUGUGACUGUUGUCGUUUUAAUGGCAGCACAGGUGUUGUUCAGCGGCGUAAUGUUGAGCAGUAGCUACGGUUACUGCGAGAAGUGGGACGUGUGCGGGCUGCGGUACCGCGUGCCCUGGCCGCUGGGCGUGGGCUACGCCGCCUCGCUAGUCGCCGUGUUCGCGCUCAACGAACUUAUCAAGUGGCAGGAGAUUAAGGCGGAUGGUCGUAACCAGCGUCGUGCACGUUUAGACUUCGGAACAAAACUGGGAAUGAAUUCGCCGUUCUAAUAGAUAUACACAUCUAGUCAAUUACGCUUUAGUUAAACUGUGAAUAUAAUCGUAUCGAGCCAUCGAGGCGUUUAUUUUGUAAGAGAAAUGACAUUGUACUUAGUACUAUUUUGUACUUAAUUUAUUUAUAUAAUGUUUUGAUGAUUUUAAAUAAACUGAUUAAUAAAUUA
Molecule: messenger RNA, 4618 nt
Organism: Trichoplusia ni (cabbage looper)
Lineage: Eukaryota; Metazoa; Arthropoda; Insecta; Lepidoptera; Noctuidae
Product: transmembrane protein 94-like
Molecular function (GO): nucleotide binding
Source: RefSeq, a predicted model, not a curated record